Molecule: messenger RNA, 879 nt
Organism: Hibiscus syriacus
Lineage: Eukaryota; Viridiplantae; Streptophyta; Magnoliopsida; Malvales; Malvaceae
Product: ribonuclease 3-like protein 3
Exons: 3
Coding region: 1-843 (280 amino acids)
Biological process (GO): siRNA processing
Cellular component (GO): cytoplasm; nucleus
Molecular function (GO): ribonuclease III activity; RNA binding
Source: RefSeq, a predicted model, not a curated record
AUGACAGCGACGAAAAACCUAGAGCAAGAAACAACGGGUGCUCUACAAGAGCUGCGUGGUAACGAAAAAACGAACGACUCGCUCGCGUCAACCCAGAAAUCUAUAGAGUCGUCAAAGCCGCCGAGUCUCGAUGAAGUGGAAGCGAUCUUGGGGUAUGAGUUUAAGAACAAACAGUUGUUGGAAGAAGCUUUCACGCAUGCUUCGCUUGGCGAAAGCAUCUCCAACGAGCGGCUAGAGUACGUCGGCGAUUCCGUUCUUAAUCUGGUCUUUACUAAAGAGCAGUACUUUGAAUACCCAGAUUUGUCGCCGGGGACUUUGACCAGACUCCGGGCGGCUAAUGUCGAUUCCGAUAAGCUGGCUCGCGUCGCCGUCAAACACGGUCUGCAUCGGUUUUUACGUCACAAGAAACCUCUUCUUGAAGAGCAAAUUCAACAAUUUUCUGAAGAAAUACGGCGACAUCCUUUGCAUUCAAAUGGACAGGUUGAAGUGCCAAAGGCAAUAGCCGACCUUGUUGAAGCCAUAAUUGGAGCCGUUUUCAUUGACUGCAAUUCCUCCAUUGAUAUUGUUUGGAAGGUAUUCAAGGAUUUGUUAGAACCCAUAAUCAGACGUGAAACCCUAAAAAUACAUCCGGUCACUCAAUUGUACGAGGUGUGUCAAAAGAGAAAUUUGAAGGUAAAAUUCGUGGAUUUAUGGAGAGAAGACACGAGCUUCGAUGUGUUCGUGGAUAACCAAUUCAUAGGGAGAGGCUCGUGUAGAGACAAGAAGGAAAUUGCACACAAUAGAGCUGCCAAAGAUGCUUUGGAUAAUAUUUGGAAAAUCUUGGAUGAAAAGGAUGUAGAGUAGAUUUGGUAAUCCAUGUUUUAUGUAUUUUGUGACCAU